Prunus avium (sweet cherry) is the source of this 679-nucleotide messenger RNA. Its product is annotated as NADH dehydrogenase ubiquinone 1 beta subcomplex subunit. NCBI's taxonomy places the organism in Eukaryota, Viridiplantae, Streptophyta, Magnoliopsida, Rosales, Rosaceae. The record is from RefSeq and is a predicted model, not a curated record.
GGCAACGACAUCGUUUGGUGGCUGUCAUCUCCUUUCCUUCAAUUCCAGAAUCCAAGUGCGAUUGAUUUUGUUGGUUUAGGUUUCCGAAACAGAAAACGAAGAAGCAUUUCCAGAAAUGGCAGGGAGAUUGAGCAGUGUGGCUUCCAAGAUCAUGGGCGGAAACGGCGUCGUCUCCCGUUCCGUCGCUUCCUCUCUUCGUCUCCGCGCCGGCAUGGGCCUUCCCGUCGGCAAACACAUCGUCCCCAACAGACCCCUUCAAGUAAACGACGAGCUCAUCUGGGACAACGGCACGCCGUUUCCCGAACCCUGUAUUGAUCGCAUCGCCGACACCGUAGGAAAGUACGAAGCUUUGGCUUGGCUCUGUGGGGGUUUGAGCUUCUUUGCUUCUUUGGGUUUGUUGGCCGUGUGGAACGACAAGGCAUCUAAGAUCCCAUUUGCUCCAAAAGUGUACCCAUACGACAAUCUUCGAGUCGAGCUCGGUGGAGAACCGUAGGUACAUCCAGCGGUUUCUGAUUGUAAUUGUGUGUUUCAGAUGUGUUUUGUUGAUUUCUGUGUUUGAUAUGCUGGUUCUAAAUAAUGCCUGUAACUGAAACUGAGAUAUUUGGCCUGUUUCAUGAUCUUCAAAACAAAUUGCAAGUCUUGGUUCAUUUAUAUAAACUUCUUUUGAUUUUCAUGUUAA